Molecule: messenger RNA, 945 nt
Organism: Besnoitia besnoiti
Lineage: Eukaryota; Apicomplexa; Conoidasida; Eucoccidiorida; Sarcocystidae
Product: DNA-directed RNA polymerase III RPC6
Exons: 8
Coding region: 1-945 (314 amino acids)
Biological process (GO): transcription by RNA polymerase III
Cellular component (GO): RNA polymerase III complex
Source: RefSeq, a predicted model, not a curated record
AUGAGCGCGCCCUCCGGAGGAGCCGACGGGCUCGCCUCCGCGGGCGCCCCUGCCGCAGCCGCUGCAGGCGCCGCCGCCCUCACGGCAGCCGAUCUGCAGGCUGCAUACACGCUUGGCCAGCAGCACGAGAGCGAACUCACUCAAGAGCUUCUCUUGAAGCAGGGCUGGCCUAAAGAGAAGAUUGUCGCGGCUUUCAAUCGCUUGACCGAGGCGCGUGCAGCAGUCAUUCGCAGGAAAGGCGCCGGGUUGUGUUGUCUUCUGCGCCCGUCCAACGUGAUCGGAAAGCUGAAGACGCUGGACGCGUUCGACUACAAGGUUUACUGCGCCAUUGAGCAAGCAGGAACCACGGGUGUGUGGACAGCAGACUUGCGGAAGAGCACCGGGUUGCAGACUCACAUUAUCCAGCGCAGCGUCAAGCAGCUCUGCGACUUUCUCAAGCUCAUCAAGCCAGUCAAAAGCAUCCACGUUAAAAACAGAAAAAUGUAUAUUCUCGCCCAUCUGGAGCCCGCGAAAGAGAUUGCCGGAGGGUCGUUCUACAGCAAUGGCGAGUUCAACGAGCAUCUUGUUGAGCAUCUUCGAGCGCAAACGCGGACUUUUCUCCAGAAUGCGGGAACCGCUUCAUUUCAGGCGCUGGCGGCGUACACUCGCAGCAGUGGAGAGCUCAGCGGUGCGACAUUCAGCGACGAGGAUUUGGAGAAGGUGUUGAACAGCUUAGAGUUCGAACAGCAGAUCUGUCGCGUCCCAACGUUGGGGCAGCCGACGUUCGUGUGGAGCAAGUUCCCCGCCCUCUACGACCCGUCGAGCUUGCCGUGCAGCACGUGCCCUGUGAAAAGCUCGUGCUACAGUCGUGAGGAGAACAAGAUCUCGCCUGCAAAUUGCGAGUACUUGUCGUACUGGUUAGGACUUGAUUUUGAGGUACGUGUUAAAAGGAAGCAAAGGGAUUAG